Molecule: messenger RNA, 2008 nt
Organism: Puntigrus tetrazona (Sumatra barb)
Lineage: Eukaryota; Metazoa; Chordata; Actinopteri; Cypriniformes; Cyprinidae
Gene: rfk
Product: riboflavin kinase
Exons: 4
Coding region: 266-751 (161 amino acids)
Biological process (GO): riboflavin biosynthetic process; FMN biosynthetic process
Cellular component (GO): mitochondrion
Molecular function (GO): riboflavin kinase activity
Source: RefSeq, a predicted model, not a curated record
GUUGGUGGAAAAAAAAAGCUGAAUGAUGAUGAGUGCGACACGCAGUUGACCAACCGGUCACGUUACGGUACGGAUCCACUUACCGACCGGUAACAUCACUUCAUCUCGUCUCAACAUUCAGACGAGCUAGGCUCCUCGCUAUAAAGCUGCCGUUUCCGGGCUAAAGGAGCGUAUUCGGUAAGAGAGAAUAGUCUAGAAACAGCAGGUCACUGUCCGCUCCGCCGCUGGAUCUCUGGGUCGCCGUGAACACGGUAAACGGGUCGACAUGAGGAGUUUACCGUAUUUCUGCCGGGGACAGGUGAUCCGCGGGUUCGGGCGGGGAAGCAAAGACCUGGGCAUCCCGACAGCCAACUUCCCAGAGUCGGUGGUGGACAAUCUCCCUGCGGACAUCAGCACGGGGAUCUAUUACGGAUGGGCACGCGUCAAUAACGGAGACAUUCACAAGAUGGUGAUGAGCAUCGGCUGGAACCCUUACUACAAAAACACCAAGAAGUCCAUGGAAACGCACGUGAUCCAAGCUUUUAAGGAAGAUUUCUACGGCAAGGUGUUGAGCGUGGCCCUGGUGGGCUACAUUCGCCCCGAGAGAGGAUUCAAAUCGCUCGACGAGCUGAUAGCAGCCAUUCACAGCGACAUCGAGGAGGCGGAGGCCAAGCUGGACCUGCCCGAGCACCUGAAACUGAAGGAGCAUCACUUCUUCAAGACGUCCAUGUCCACGACAGCCAGUCAGAUCUUGAACGGUCAUCGACUGUAAUGCCUAUUUAAAGCCCGUUUGUUAAAUAUGCAGUUUAUUUUUUCAUGUUUUAGUUUUCUGUCCCCCGUGCGGUGCUUUGCUCGAGUGCAGGCACGGCAUGCGUUAGUUUUCAUAUGGUAUCAUCACGUAGACCCGUUGUUUCUAUAUUUAUUAAAAGGAGAGGUGGAUUCGGGUCCUUCCCGGAGUUCAACGACUGCUACGGAUAUACGAUGAGAAAGUAAGAGAGCGUCGAAAUCUCUUCUUUCUGGUAAAAUUCACCUUUAGAUGUUGAGUUCUUGCUCCACCUUCACUUCGAUUUCGUUUUUGUUUGAUGGAGACUCUCUUUACAUGAAUUAAACCGUUGGUAAAAUUGGCCUUCCUCCUCUUUUGAGAUAAAGUGAGUGCUUUUUAUGGUUCUCAGAGAACCGUGCCCAGAAGUUAAGGCCAAGGUUGAGAUAAAGAGAGCAAAAGCUCAGGUUGUUUAUAGUAUGAGUGCAAAACUGUGUCGAUGGAGAAAGAAGCAGUGACUGAAGACAUCAUUUAAACGUGUACAGAAGCUAUAUAUUACUGAACCCUUUCUUCUGAUCUGAUACGUUUAGUAGUGCUUUUACAUAUGAAAAGGAGCUCGGUUAGAUCGAGUGGGUUUACAAAUGAUCUGCUUUACCUUAUUUCUUCAUGUCGGGUUCUUGUCCAGCUGACGCUUGAAAACCGUGCCGCCGGUUUAGCGUUGAACGGCGCGGUCACGUUAUUAGCCAUAAAGCUCAUUCGUUUUCAGCGUAGGGCUGCAUGUUUACACAGAAACCGGGCUCACACCGAAUCUUAGCCGUUUUCUGUUGGUCAAAGCAGCGAAUCUGUGCGCGCGAAAUGGUUGGACUAUGGUCGCGCGAAAUUUACGAUCACGUGGAGUGGACGGAAAAAAACGUGACCGCACCGGAACCAAUGUGAAAAGGUGACUCUUUAAAACCCGUUUCUCAACGCUGUAAUCUUCACAAUCUAUGUUCAUCAGAAUGGGCCUUUAAUUGAAACGCUGCUUUUGUAUAUGUUUGGUAAGAUGUGCAUAUGCUUUUUAUUUCUUUUCUUCUUUUUUAUUUUGUAGGUCAGGGCAGUGCCUUACAUCAGACAUAAACAGUACACAACCUAGCAUUCCUUCAUUGUUCACACCUGCUUGUAAUCAUUAAACGAAAACGCCUUGUGUUUUACCGUUGUCUACUUUUUUGUGUGUGUGAAAACUCUGCUUUCAAAUAAUUGAGAAUUGGAAAUAAAUUAUAUUAAUCCCCA